This is a messenger RNA of Dissoconium aciculare CBS 342.82, 336 nucleotides long. RefSeq lists its product as uncharacterized. Gene Ontology annotation, cellular component: mitochondrial intermembrane space; respiratory chain complex IV; mitochondrion. The coding region runs from base 1 to 336 and encodes 111 amino acids. The record is from RefSeq and is a predicted model, not a curated record. Gene Ontology annotation, biological process: mitochondrial respiratory chain complex IV assembly. The transcript has 2 exons. Lineage: Eukaryota; Fungi; Ascomycota; Dothideomycetes; Mycosphaerellales; Dissoconiaceae.
AUGGGUUUCUUCUCAAGCACAAAACCUUCGGCAGUCCAAUCGCCAACACCAUCGAGUGACGGCGGCUUCAUCGCUCCCGAUCGAGAUGCCCGCGCAGCUUGCUGGGAAGGUCGGGAUGCUUUCUUUCGAUGUCUCGACAGCCAUGGAAUCAUCGACAGCGUCAAGGAAGACGCCAAGAGUCGGAAGGCGUGUGGUGAGGAACUAAGAACAUUCGAGAGGGAUUGUGCGGGUAGUUGGGUCACAUAUUUCAAGAAGCGCCGUGUUAUGGAACACCAGCGCGAUGCGACAAUGAAGAAGCUCGCAGCUGAGGGAGCCAUCAAUGUAGACCAGAAGUAA